Molecule: messenger RNA, 3322 nt
Organism: Uloborus diversus
Lineage: Eukaryota; Metazoa; Arthropoda; Arachnida; Araneae; Uloboridae
Exons: 19
Coding region: 178-3249 (1023 amino acids)
Biological process (GO): lipid transport
Molecular function (GO): lipid carrier activity
Source: RefSeq, a predicted model, not a curated record
AGCGAGCGCUCUGAUGCACGCCACUGAACGAACGCCACUCGCUCCGUGUGCUCGGUAGCCAUUCCGACUGCCUCGAGCGCGCUCUUGGUGACCCAGUUCGAAAAUGCGUUCUCUCGGUUGAUUAAAACGAACUGAAUCUUCCUGUUCCAACAUCAAAAAAAAUUCAAUCGACAAAAAAUGUCGUGCACGCUUGUUGUCAUAUUCAAUUUAUUCCUAACAUUGGCAUCAGGGCUUGAUGGCGUUGUCUACCCAGAGAGAUAUGAACAACAACAAUUAGCAGCAAUAAUUCAUUGCGAAAUGGAAGAAACACAGCAUUUCCGGUACUCCAGUAGCACGAAACUUUGGGGUGAGAUGGGAGGAGAGAUUGUUGUGAAUGCUGACGUUUCCCUGCACUGCCUUGGAGAUGACAGCGGUGGAAAAUACGGCUCACAAGCUCUCAGAUAUUUGGUGGAGGUGUCCAAUUUGCUCAUAGAAGAAACCAAAGAAAAAGAGUUUGAGCUUAUACAGCUAAGGCCGAAGAGAGGCGUCGGGGAAUUCUUCACGGAAGCAUGGGACAAAGUGAAGACCUUCUUCAAACGUGUUUUCGGAAGGCGGGGUUCGGGACCAGAGAGCGUGCUGCCGAUUCCUGCAGACGUCCCCGUAGAUGAUAAGAAAGAGGAAGAGGAAGAAAGCACUGAAGAGUUUAUUGCAGAAGACCUUCAGACAUUGUACUCUACGCCAUUUCAGUUUGUUCAGCUGGCUAACGGAACCAUCCCAGAAAUCCGAUUCGCGGAAAAUGAAGAGGAUGGGAGAGUAAAAAAUUUCAAGCGGCACCUUGUCGAUGCGUUCGCCACCAAACUCAACUUCGAGCAAGAGGAACAGGCUGUGCUUGAAACAUCUGUCAUGGGCGAGCACACUGCUAACUACAGCAUUACUAGGACAACGUCUGACAGUACGCCACUGAACACAGCAGGCUUUGGAUCUCACUUGGUGCAGAGAGCAUCCGAAGGGCAGACAGUGAUGGUCAGCAAGAGGAUAACCGAAAGUGACAUUGUGCGCUUAGCCCCAAGCGAGGCGCUCAACAAUCCCGAGAACAUGGCUUUGCAAGUGCAGCAGACGCAGAUAUUCCGUGGAGGGAAACUGGUCUCUUCCACUGGUACAUCAUCCGUCGCCUUGCUACCCAAUUCAGGAAAACAGAAGAGUCGAGCAAAGCGAGAAGUGGAGGAAGAUGUCACGUCCUACUUUCAUGCUCAUUCAACUUUUGAUGUGCAAUUGAAAAAGAGGCAACGUCGUUCUUUGAAAACAGAUGCGCGACUGAAACGUCAAGACAGCUUAUCUUUUUCUCCAUCCAGUCGUUUUGCUGAAGUUGAAGACAACAGAGACAAGGAUGCUACUAAAAUAUUGUUGCGAUCAAGUGAAGAUAUGAAUCAUAUAUUUAAAAACCUGUUAACCGACGAUGGAAAAGAUUAUGAUGAAAAAAUGCAACUAAUGUUUGAAAUUGUGGAACGGGAGUUGAGCCUGAAGAUAGAUAAAGAGCCUAUAUCUUUAUCGGUUAUGAUUAGGACAUCGUUGAACCAAGAGACAAUGCAAGAACUGUGCAAGAAAAAUUUCUCCCUCUGCAAAGAUUUCCUUCAACUUUUGACUCUAACUGGAGGACCCGAAGCAGAAAAGGUACUUCUGUCGUUCCUGGAAAACAAUGGACUAUCUCCAAGAGAUUUACGCACUGUAUGCGACAUUAUGUCUGAUCUGUCUUCGCCUUCGCCAGACUUCUUGGGUACUGUAAGCGAAAUCAUAUCUAACCCACAGAUCGAGGAUGGUGUGCUUGGUUCUCUCUGCCUAUCUGCCGGGUUCUUGGCUUCAAAAGCCAAUCUAGAUAGCAGAAGGAUUAUAUCUGACACAUUCAUUAAGUUGUUGGAGGAAAGAAAGAACCAGUGCCGCUCGGAUCCACUUGUUGUGGACAUUUUGGAAGCGAUUGGUAACCUGGCUUGGGAAAGUACAGUGCAGCCGGUAUUUGAAGUAUCCGAAUUGUGCGAGCAGGAUUCUGGUAUUCAGAUUGCUUCAGUGCAUGCUCUUCGACAUUUCGUGCAUUUGCCUUCGGUACAGCCGUGGAUCGAGAAAAAAAUCAAGAAUGGAAAUUGUGACGUGAUCACGGCCACUAUAGGAACACUACUUGACAAAAUUCAGGAUCAAGAAAUAAAGCAAGAUGCUCACAACUGGCCAAGGUUCGGCUUUAACGAAAUCGACAAAAUUCUCCGAAAAAUUCUUUACGAAUCCCGAUGUUCCGCGGAAAACAUUCUGCGCUAUUUCGACAAAAAGAAGAAUCCCGAAUCGAAGCGCAUUGCCCAGAACUUCUUCGAGCCUGAAUCUGAGCCGUGGGACCCAGGCUCUGGCUCUCGACACAAGCGCUCUCUGUGGGAUGACCUCAACUGCCAAGAGUGGACAGAAGACAACAAGUACAACCCCAUUCAAGACAAGGAGGAGUUUGCAGCGGACAGAGCCACAUACAACAAAAGGAAAAGCUGCUUGGCUUUCAGGAGGUUAGGAGUGAAAGGAGCCAACGCAGAGAUUUAUGCAGGCAUGUUUGCUGGAGUGAAAGAACCCUCGGAGCCUACAAAAUAUAAAUUGUUCACCAAAUUCGUCUCAAGUCUUAAUUUCCUAGGAAAUCAAAUGGAAAUUGGAUCCUUUUAUUUCUACCUUCACAGUGGAAGUACAAAAGCAUACGUCAGAAUCUUGGGCCGCACUCGGCAAGAGUUCACCCACGACGGAUGCACGCCCACUGAGCUCCGGUACAGGCCAAUCAAGCACGUGCCACUGUAUCUGCUCAGCGUGUCCACAGUCCAGCUCAGCCUGGGCAUCCACCUGAGCAGUCGCCUGAGCAUGGACUCGUCUUGCCCCGGAAACGAUGCAUACAAGCUGGAACCUUUGACGGACGUGCGAAUCGGAGGGGAAGCGGUCGGAAACGUUCUCUUCAUCAAGGGAUCAGCUAAUCUAGGAGCAAACUUCAAUUAUAAACUGCAAGUUACUUUUUUGCCUUCGCCAAAUAUGUGUCUGAGUGGAAGUCAUGGUUAUGAUCCCAUGAAGAUUAGUUUUGAGUCAUAUUUUCAGCUAUGGAAUAAAGUGAAAAAUGACUGGGGAAAACUAAGAAUGUGGAGGCCAAGUUUCUUGUCAUGGGAGGUGACGAGAGGAAAGAUGAAGCAGUGGUUCGAAGACACUUGUGUAGUCAUGGAGAAUUCGAAACCACCCUUAAACAUGGAGAGAGAAUUAGAGUGAAUUCAGAGACUUUCUAUGUACAUAAAUUUUCAAGUUGAAUACAAUUGUAAAAAUAAAUUUUGUUUUGUUUAGG